Molecule: messenger RNA, 711 nt
Organism: Peronospora matthiolae
Lineage: Eukaryota; Oomycota; Peronosporomycetes; Peronosporales; Peronosporaceae
Source: the annotation of a GenBank genome assembly
AUGCUGGCUGUGCCGCCGUCUCCGGCGCCGUCUCUGACGGCCAAACCACGCGAGUCGGUCCGCAUGAAACGCAUGCAGCUGAUUCUACAGAAAGCGCUCGAGGUGUCGGUGCACGCUGCGUCGCUCGUGGAUCUUCGUGCGUGUCUAGAGAGCGAAUGCCGCGGAGAUGACGACCUCCUUGCUGUGUUCUUUCCGUCCGCAAGACCUGAGAGCCCGGACGAGCCCAAUACCGAGGAAGUGGCGGCCCAAGCAGUCAUGAGUUUGAGACAGAAGGUGGAGACGCUUUUCCAGUGGCUUUGUGAGACACACGACGUGGAUACAGAGCUGCUGGAGCUGGAAGGUCUUCUCCAUGAGGCGGAAGAGCGACAGCUGCGUCACGCCACAGCUGAGGAGAAGAAAGAGCGUGAGCAGAAGACGAGGAACAGCGACAACAAGCACAUGGACGUUAAUCUGGACAGUGAAGAGGUACAGCAGGCAACGAAGGCGACACCCGCAGCGUGGGUACGUGCGGAACGGCUGCGUGCCAAGCUGGAAGAAAAGGACGAGCUUGAGCGGCUGGUCAAAGCUUUGGAGACGAGGAAUCAAGAACUCGAUCGCGUUGUAGAGGAGAAACGACGCGUAGCAACGGCCGAUGUGCAGCGGAUGCAACGCGCAGCGACUCAGCUAGAACAGGUGCGCCAUCUCGCUAUGGACUUUGCCUCUCUCACGUGA